AUGUUCGGUUCAACGAAGCUACCAUCAGACGAUGUCGAUAAGAUAUGUGGCACCUGGGACAAAGAACGGAUGAUCGGCGCAGAUAAGAAUGAGUCAUCAAGCUCCACAGUAUCGUUGUCUUCUCUUGGUGAAUGGUCAGGGGAAUUCUUCCCUGAAGACGAGGAUGGCCACCAACACAGCGACUCCUCCUUGUCAGUGAAAUCGAUUUCUUCACUCACCUCUGUCAAGUCCAUCGGGGCCUCUUCAAUGACAGCUUCAACGAGGCUCCAGAGCCGGGCAAAUUUCGCCCGCCAGAAGCUUGCUAAUUCUCAAGACGUGAAACGAAAGAUGAAAGUCUACCGUCAAGAUACUAUUGAUGCUCGAGUCAUGGCCAAUGACACAAUUGACACAGAUGCAGAAGUGGUGGAUGAAUCACUUCGGGCAUUGGAAGGGGUUUUGCAGACAAUUGGUGGCACUUCUUGCAAUUCCAAGGUUUUGAAGAACCAAGUAAGAGCAUUUCGUCGCGAGAAUGCGAAAACCCAGGUGAUGACAGCUGAUGUGGUUCAGAAGGACACCCAAAAGGUGGGUGAAUGCUUGAACGCCAUGGAAAGGUUGAUGGUUGAAAUGCAGUACAAACCUCCACGAAACUUGAAACAGAAAAACAGGAAGAACGCUGAAAUCUGA
Seminavis robusta is the source of this 663-nucleotide messenger RNA. The record is from the annotation of a GenBank genome assembly. NCBI's taxonomy places the organism in Eukaryota, Bacillariophyta, Bacillariophyceae, Naviculales, Naviculaceae.